Lottia gigantea (owl limpet) is the source of this 150-nucleotide messenger RNA. RefSeq lists its product as hypothetical. The transcript has a single exon. The record is from RefSeq and is a predicted model, not a curated record. Lineage: Eukaryota; Metazoa; Mollusca; Gastropoda; Lottiidae. Bases 1 to 150 code for a protein of 49 amino acids.
AUGUUCUAUUUGUUGGUUUAUAAAAACUGUAUGUUCUAUUUGUUAGUUUAUAAAAACUGUAUGUUCUAUUUGUUAGUUUAUAAAAACUGUAUGUUCUAUUUGUUAGUUUAUAAAAACUGUAUGUUCUAUUUGUUAGUUUAUAAAAUCUGA